Messenger RNA from Kwoniella botswanensis, 885 nucleotides. RefSeq lists its product as uncharacterized. Gene Ontology annotation, cellular component: endoplasmic reticulum membrane. Lineage: Eukaryota; Fungi; Basidiomycota; Tremellomycetes; Tremellales; Cryptococcaceae. The record is from RefSeq and is a predicted model, not a curated record. Bases 1 to 885 code for a protein of 294 amino acids. The transcript has 7 exons. Gene Ontology annotation, biological process: ceramide biosynthetic process; ceramide catabolic process.
AUGGGGGCCUUCGACGGGGCUUUUGAUAAUUUGAGAGGAAAUCAGAUAUCUUCAGGAUUUUGGGGUGAACACACUAGUACGAUAGAUUGGUGCGAGAAGAACUACGUCCACACUCCCUAUAUAGCUGAAACAGUCAACACUCUCACCAAUCUCCCUUCCAUCCUCUUAGGAUUGUAUGGCUUCUUCUCUGUCCUGAAUAAUGGAUUACCGAAACGGUUCGCAUACUGUUAUCUAGGAUUGAGUCUGAUAGGUAUAGGUAGUUUUGGGUUUCACAUGAGUUUGAGGUGGGAGUGGCAGUUGAUGGAUGAAUUGCCUAUGAUAUACGUCGUAUCAUAUGCUGCUUUUUUGAUAUUGGAAACCUCACCUGGACUUGAAUUUCGAUAUGGUAUACUAGGACCGUUGGUGAUGAUAGCUUGGGAUGUAUUCGUUACUACUUCAUACAUCUACCUACCCAAUCCGGUAUAUCACCAAAUAGCAUUCGCCCUCAUCCUUAUAACCACCACUACCCGAACAGCCUACCUAGCAUUUAAACUUCCCCCAAACCACCCCUCGAAAGUCAAGAUCGGCAAGACGAUGGCAUGGGGUGUGGUAACUUUCGCAGUUGGAUUUGGAAUUUGGAAUAUAGAUAAUAUAUUCUGUAAUCAGCUGAGGGUUAUACGAGAUGCCAUCGGACCCUUAGGUGUACUAGUUGAAGGUCACGCUUAUUGGCAUUUGAUGACCGGAUAUGGCUCAUUCCUCAUAUUUACCGCAUCAAUAUUACUUCAUCUCUGUAUCAAAGUGUCACCUGACGCAUAUACAUUUGACGAGAAGGCGAUAUUCCCAGUUGUGUAUCCAGUCAAGUCGGAUGACAGGCGGAAAGUCAAGCAAAAUGGACAUACUCAAUAA